AGAAUAACUUUUUGUAUUCCAAUUUGGUCAUUCCCGCUUUCGAACUUUGCUCCGUCCCUCCAAUUUUUAUUUUCAUGCCCUAAUUUCAAACCCCAAUUCCGUGGACAAAAAUUCUUAACUAUGGCGGAUCCAGACUACUUAGCGUACCUAUCAUUCCUUACGGAGAGGAGAAUUAGCCCAUCAGGACUCAGUGAAUACUUGCACGCAGAAGACGGUGAUGAUGAAAUGGACAUCGAUUUCAUCGGAAUGCCGCCAAGUGAUGGUCCUAAUUCUGCUUCCGUUGCGAGGUCGUCUCAAGAGUCUGUAGAUAUUGACGAUUCGGCUGUUGAGAGCGACAACGUCGUAGUGGUGGAGGACGAGGACGAGGACGAGGAUGGAAGUAAUGAGAGAAGGAACUAUAAUAAUAGUGAAGGUGGUGAAAUGUCAUCGUCCAAGGAUAAUAAAGACGAAGAAGAAAAGGUAGACGCGGAAGAGGAAUUGAACAGAGAUGAAAUUGACGGCUUAAUUUGCUCCAUUUGCUUCGAGGCUUGGUCAUCUGGCGGUGACCAUCGGGUCUGUUGUCUUCCAUGUGGGCAUAUCUAUGGUUUGGCUUGCAUUAAGAAAUGGUUGCAGGGUCGAGGCUCAGGCAAGUGUCCACAAUGCAAAAAGAAAUGCUCGAUGAAAAGUAUUCGAGUACUUUAUGCAUCUCGGAUCGUUGCUCUUGAUGUGAAGUUACAAAAGAAAGUUCGGUCUCUUGAAGCUAAAUGUUCUUCUUUUAAGGAAAAGAGCGAUGACUUGUCUGCAAAGAGAGUUGAAUGGCGGAAGAAAGAAGCUGAUUUGUGCAUGGAAGUGCACUAUCUCAAAGAGAGGACACGCCACUUGGAGGGUCUACUAGAAAGUGCACAAUCCAGGCCAUUAGGAUCAUCCAUGGCUAGGUGGGGUUGUCGAGGAGAAGCUGGUCUGGGAGACGAUGUUGAAAAAGAGUUUCACCAACAAGGAUCUUCAAUUAGUUUUAUGUUGCAGAAAGACAUACAAGUAGAUGGUGCCCGUAUCUUCGAUGUUGAUACAUCCAGUCAGAUUUUGAUAAUUGCUCGAAGGCUAUCAGGAAUGGGGACAAUGAAUGUGCUUACUAAGAUGAGCUUGAUACCUUCGCAUGAAAAAGAGGACAUUCAUCUCCCUGUGGGAUUUAAAGCUGUCAAGGACCUACGGGUUUCUCCUCAUGCUAGAAUUGUGCUAUUGGCUUCCUUAGGGAAGAAAUUAUCAGUGGUUAGCACACAAAGCAAUAAUACUGUUCUUACUUAUGAUUUACAGGCGGCUGCAUGGUCAUGUUCCUGGGAUCUCAGCAACUCACAUUAUAUCUAUGCAGGAUUACAGAAUGGCAUGGUAGUGCAGUUUGACAUGCGUCAAACCAUGAGGCCUGUGGAAUCCAUUACUGGGUUGACGGACAGCCCAAUUCAUACUGUGCACUCUCUUUCUGCAGAUUCAACUGUCAGCUGUGGUGUUAAAGGUGUCCUUACUGCCUCGUCAGUUGGUUUAUGUCAUUGGGAUUUUGGUAGAAGUGGAGGAAGGCCAUAUUUAAUUCCAGAAUCAGAGAAUCAAGGAGUUUGCAUAUCUCUUGCUUAUGGUCCCUCUAGAGAUGACAUUGUUGCUUCAUUUCGUCCUAAAAUUGAGUUUUCUGGUGAUUUGACUAUUUCUCAACCUACACUUAGUGCUUCUACUUCUAUUUCUGGGGAAGGGGUACGGGGAUCUCAUGUCCUUUACAAGAGAGUGGGUGGCAGAUAUGAAAAAUUAGGAGCGACUUGUGCCAAUGUGAGUGGUAUCCGACUGCCGAAAUCUGCAAUCGUAGAUGGAGUGUCUCAGAACCCUUUGUUUGCUUCUGCGGAUGAAGUAACAAGUGAAUUGGUGUUGCAAGAUUUACCGUCUUUGACAGUUGUUCAGCAUCUUCGAUCUCGAAAAUAUCCUAUUCGGGACAUGAAAUAUGCAAGUAUUUUAAACUCAGGACUACUUAGCUGCUUGGCCGAGGAUUCAUUGCAACUAUUCUCAACUAAACUCCUCUGAGGUUCAGGUGGGCAUCUAAACAAGUUAUUGAGUUACAUCUGUACAUUAAUUUUUUUUGGCGGGCGGUGGACACUGCAACUCAAUUUCGCAGCUGUACAUAUCAAGCUUGCUUGUAGCAAUUAGUAAGAUGUUUAAGAUUUUUUUUAUUUUUUUUAAUCUUAAUAUGUUAUUCAUGCCAAAAAUUUCAUUUAUUGACGGAGAGUGUUACUAGUUGAUAAGAGACAUCUCUAUUAUUGAGUCAAAAUUUGAAAGCAAAAGGUUUAAAGGUGAUAUUUUAUUGUUUGAAUCAGUUA
Molecule: messenger RNA, 2330 nt
Organism: Olea europaea var. sylvestris
Lineage: Eukaryota; Viridiplantae; Streptophyta; Magnoliopsida; Lamiales; Oleaceae
Product: E3 ubiquitin-protein ligase RFWD3-like
Exons: 14
Coding region: 121-2037 (638 amino acids)
Biological process (GO): interstrand cross-link repair; protein ubiquitination
Cellular component (GO): nucleus
Molecular function (GO): ubiquitin protein ligase activity; protein binding
Source: RefSeq, a predicted model, not a curated record